Molecule: messenger RNA, 2145 nt
Organism: Galendromus occidentalis (western predatory mite)
Lineage: Eukaryota; Metazoa; Arthropoda; Arachnida; Mesostigmata; Phytoseiidae
Product: nose resistant to fluoxetine protein 6
Exons: 15
Coding region: 1-2145 (714 amino acids)
Molecular function (GO): acyltransferase activity, transferring groups other than amino-acyl groups
Source: RefSeq, a predicted model, not a curated record
AUGCUGUGCUUCAAAUUGGAUUUAUGGACAAAGUUCGCGUUUUUUGUGAUAUUUUUGAUUGUGACGCCGGAAUGUGGUCAGUGCAGUUUACAAGAGGGCCGUGAUUUAAUAGGUGAAAUCACGACUUUUUUCACUCGGAAAUUCCUUCCGAUCGCUCAGGAUGUGUUUUUCGAAGUGGAUGUUUCUUCGGAGUGUAGUGGAUCCCUUCUCAAGAUGGUUUCGGCGAUGCGCCGGAGGGAGCCAUGGGCUCUCAAGAUGCUGACAGCGGGUGGAUACGUCCCGAGCGGCGUUUUUUUCAUGACGUUGACUUCACUCGGAAGUUACAGUCAGUGUCUUUCGACGACCGUCCAGGAAGAAAAUGUUACGCUCUUCACCGGACAGUACUGUGGACUUCACGUGCUUCCCAACCAAGAAGUGUACGAUGGGCUCCUAGACAUCAUGGAGCAGCUCGGUGACGUGAAAAGGUCAGCGGCACCGCCAUUGAGAUAUCAGAAGGACAGUUUUUAUCGGCCAGGACUUCGCUUGGGUCUCUGUGUGCCGUCGGCAUGCACGGCCGAAGAAUUAGGCGCAAUAGUCAGCAAAGUUGCCGGACGGUAUGAGCAAUUCGCUGAGAUAUCUUCAUGCCAUACUCAGACCCAGGAUGACGUCAGAGAUCCUAUAUAUUACUUCGCCAUACUUCUGCCGUGCUUCCUCGUUUUCGUCACCGUUGCGGCGACCAUGCUUGAUCAGUACAAAAUCAACGGGAACCCCAUCGUAAAAGCGUUCAGUGCAUCCCGCAAUAACGCGCAACUACUCAGCAAACACCGGAGUGAACUCACAUUUUUACAUGGACUUAAAGCGCUCCUCGCAUACUGGAUUGUGAUCGGACAUUGCUACUUGCUCAUCGAUCCGUAUUCGAUAUUUACAAUCAAAGAAGCCCUCGAUAUCCCAAAAACUAUAUUCUUCCAAAUCGCCGCUACCGGAGCUUUCACCGGCGUGACUGUCUUCUUCGUGUCGAGCGGUUUCGUUAUGAGUUACUCGUCAUUGGCCAAGAAGGAUUCCACGCCUGGGCUGCAGUUGUAUUUCGCUUCAAUCGUGAGAAGAUAUUACCGUCUCAUGAUUCCCGCGCUUGUCGUCCUGGCUGCGGCUUUGUCGCUCCCCUACAUCGCGCAUGGACCAUUGACGGACGCCUACUUCAAAAUGUUCACCGACUGCAAGACGAGUUGGUUGAAAAUUCCGCUCGAGAUCGUCAAUACGGACUCGUUCCAUCAGAUGUGUCUCUCUCAUUACUGGUACCUGUCAGUGGAUUAUCAGAUCAUGGUUCUGAUCUUCCCCAUCGUGAUCGCCUACCGACGCCAUCCGAGGAUGAUGACCGUGUGCGUUCUACUGUUGUUCUUCCUGAGCGGAGUGGGCAUUGCGGCGACGACGUACUUCAUGAGGCUGCUUCCUUUCAUGGGAUUUAAUUCCGAUCAAUCGAAAAUUGUUCUACUCCUGGACUACGUCUAUUUCCUUCCCACGACUCACAUAGGGACCGUUGCUGUGGGUCUUCUGACAGGUUGUCUCUCGUUCAAGUACAAGGACAUCCGAAUUCCAUCGCACAUUCGUACCCUGAUCUGGUUGUUCACAUCCACAAUUGCUAUUGUGGUCAAUGUGGUUCCAGUGCUCUGGUAUCAUGACUUGAAUAUCCCUCCGUGGGCAGAUGCUAUGUACGCUGGCAUUCAUCGCCAUCUGAACGCCCUGUGUGCAGCCUGGUUGCUUUUCGCCUGCAGUACGAGGAAUGGGAAGACCCUCACGAAAUUCCUAUCGUGCUCGCCCCUCGUGUUCCUCGGAAAGUUGUCGUUCGGUAUCUAUCUGGUCCAUUAUCCGAUUCUGAUCUACUUCCUGGGAAUCAACGGAACUCAACAACAGAUGCUCCACUCGAGAAUGGUUCGAGACUCCGUCGGGGUGUAUUUCAUCAGUGUAGGAGUGGCCUAUGUGCUCCAUUUAUGCAUAGAAGGGCCUGUCAUCGCGGGAGACUCACUUUUCUUCAAGAAACGCCGACCGAGCGAGUCGUCUGACUUGCCGUCUUCUAAGCAAGCCAAAUUGAAGGACGAUAUCAUCUCCGAAGAGCUGAAAGCUGUGGUUUUGAGCUCGGCCGCUCAAAUCAAAUCUAUAUAUAAGUUUUAG